UCCUAGCUGAUAGCACUAUGGCUUGCUCUUCAGAGAGGCUCUGAGUCUCUCUUCUCUCCGCUCAUGUUCCUCCCAUCCCUUCUGUGCUGAGAUACUGUGAUCUUACAAAUCCUUCCAAGGAGCUGCAUGUACCAAGUCAACCACCCCAAACACAGACACAGCAGCCAGCUAGAUCCCUCAGCAAGGACCCUCACCCUCCUCACAUUCCCUGACUUUACCACCACUUGCCCUGCCGUGUGACAUCUUCACCAUAAAGGGGGACAGUGCAUCAGCUUGAAGGAAAGCGAGGAGUCCUUUGGUUUCCUUAUUGGUUCCCAAAGUAGCUUAAGGAGGAGCUUGCUUUUUUUUUUCUUCUUGCCUUUCUUGCUGUUUGGAGAUGGUAACAGAACCCAGAAGACAUUACCAAGUGUGGGAAGUGAUGGAGGAAACCCUGAAGUGAAUGACAGGAUACAGGACACUGCAAGCACUAAGGCACAAUAGUCCGUGCUCUUUAAGGACAUUUUUUUGUGUUUUCCUGGAAUUGGACUGAGGAAUAUAGGAUUUGCAAGGAGAAUUUUUAUCACUUGUAUUGCUACCAAUCCAGCCAGAGGAUGCAGAGCAGGCUGGUCUUCUGCUGCUGGGUGAUGCUCAUCCAUUUAGCCAGUGCUACUAAGGAAGCAGACAAAUGCGGCGAAACUAUCCUGAUCGAAGAACCCGGUUAUGUUGUCUCCCCUGGAUAUCCAAAUUCAUACACCCCUUCCCAGAAAUGUGAAUGGAUAUUAAAGAUAAAGUCUCCCAAAAGGGACCAGAGGAUUCUUAUCAACUUCAACCCUCACUUCGAUUUAGAAGACAGAGAAUGCAAAUAUGAUUAUGUGGAAGUCUACAGUGGGGAAAAUGCAGACGGUCAUCUUUUGGGUAAAUAUUGUGGAAAAAUCGCACCCUCAGCUGUGGUGUCCACUGGACCAUCCCUGUUUAUCAGAUUUGUGUCGGACUAUGAAACACAUGGAGCUGGAUUCUCAAUUCGCUAUGAAAUCUUUAAAGCAGGUCCAGAGUGUUCCCAGAACUUUACAUCAGCCAAUGGAGUCAUCAAAUCUCCAAAAUACCCCGAGAAAUACCCCAAUAAUGCCCAAUGCACCUAUAUUAUUUUUGCGCCAAAGAUGUCGGAGAUCAUUAUGGAAUUUGAAAGCUUUGAGUUGGAGCCAGACACUAAUGCUCAAGUAGGGCGGCCAUGUCGAUAUGAUUACUUGGAGAUAUGGGAUGGAUUUCCAGAAGUGGGGCCUCACAUUGGACGUUACUGUGGACAGAACAACCCAGGGCGAGUCAGGGCCUCGUCUGGAAUCAUGUCCGUUGUUUUUCAUGCAGACAAUGCAAUAGCAAAGGAAGGAUUCUCUGCAAACUAUUCUGUACUACAGAGCAACGCAGAGAAAGAUUUUGAGUGCAAAGAGGCCCUCGGAAUGGAAUCUGGGGAAAUAACUCCAGACCAAAUCACAGCGUCUUCACAUUAUAGCACCAACUGGUCUACAGAAAGGUCAAGACUCAACUAUCCUGAGAACGGAUGGACACCUGGUGAGGACACAGUUAAAGAAUGGAUACAGGUAGACCUAGGACUGCUCCGAUUUGUUUCUGGCAUUGGGAUGCAGGGAGCCAUAUCAAAGGAAACCAAGAAAAAGUAUUACGUGAAGUUGUAUAAAGUCGAUAUUAGCUCCAAUGGAGAGGACUGGAUUACCCUUAAAGAUGGAAAUAAACAUCUGAUCCUUCCAGGAAACACCAACCCAAUUGAUGUCGUAUACAGUCCGUUCCCCAAGCCUGUGCUCACUAGGUUUGUUAAAAUACGCCCUGUAACUUGGGAAACUGGCAUUUCGUUGAGAUUUGAAGUUUACGGCUGUAAAAUUUCAGAUUAUCCAUGUUCUGGAAUGUUAGGAAUGGUUUCAGGACUCAUCUCUGAUUCCCAAAUUACAGCCUCCAACGAGGUUGACCGUAAGUGGCUCCCGGAGCAUGCUCGUCUGUUAACCAGCCACAAUGGUUGGGCACUUCCAACCCCAACUGACCAUAUUUAUACCAGCGAAUGGCUGCAGAUUGACCUUGGAGAAGAGAAGACUGUACGUGGAAUUAUCAUUCAGGGUGGAAAACACAGGGAAAAUAAAGUCUUCAUGAGAAAGUUUAAAAUUGGAUAUAGCAAAAAUGGGCAUGACUGGGAACAUAUCAUGGACUCAAAAAAGAAUAAAGCAAAGACGUUUGAAGGCAAUACAAACUACGAUACUCCAGAAUUACGUACCUUUGCACCCAUACCGGCCAGAUUUAUCCGUAUCAUUCCGGAAAGAGCAUCAGUGUUAGGUCUUGGGCUACGAAUGGAGCUGUUGGGUUGUGAAGUUGAAGCACCCACAAUUAUUCCCACCACGCCCAAGAUUAGCGCUGAAGAUGACUGUGAUGAUGACCAGAUCCCCUGCCACAGUGGUACCAGUGAAGACUACAAGAUCACAGCUGGAACGACAAUUCAUAGCACAGAGACACCGACAACUGAAGACAUCACGAAAUCAGAGCCACCGCCCAGCGAUCUGGACUGUAAAUUUGGAUGGGGAUCAGAGAAGACAGUCUGUAAGUGGGAACAUGAUAACACUCUAGGACUAAAGUGGACAGUGCUGAACAGCAAAACCGGCCCAGUACAGGAUCACACAGGAGAUGGCAACUUUAUUUACUCCGAAUCUGAUGAAAGACAUAGUGGAAAAGUCGCCCGCCUCCUAAGCCCUGUUGUGGAAUCCAUGAAUUCCUCACAGUGCAUGACAUUCUGGUACCAUAUAUCCGGAUCCCAAGUUGGUUCCUUGAGUAUAAAACUACAUGACGAAAGACAAGAAAGCUUCGACCAAGUGCUCUGGGCGGCUGGUGGCGACAGCAAGUAUCACAACAUGUGGCGAGAAGCUCGAGUUCCCCUGUACAAGUCCGUAAAGCCAUACCGGGUGGUGGUUGAGGGCAAGAUUGGCAUGGGGAGUACUGGAGGAAUAGCGGUGGAUGAUAUCGCCAUUGCUAAUAAAAUUGCUCCUGAAGAUUGUAAAGGACCUGAGCCACCAAAAUCUGGAGCUGGAACCGUGGACCAAACAAAUGAUAUACAAGGUAUCACACCUAAUUAUCCUGGUUCGAAUAACACGGUCAUCAGACAUCCGGGCGGUGUACUGAAGAACUUGGACCCCAUCCUUAUCACCAUCAUUGCAAUGAGUGCCCUGGGGGUACUCCUAGGUGCUAUAUGUGGAGUGGUCCUCUACUGUGCUUGUUGGCACCAUGUAAUAUCACAAAGAAACUUGUCUGCCCUAGAAAAUUACAAUUUCGAACUUGUGGAUGGUGUCAAGUUGAAAAAGGACAAACUAAACACACAAAAUACAUAUUCAGAGGCAUGAAAUGGCGGAAGUAAAUGUAGUACUUUUGGUGGAAAGACUGAAAUCAACCUUGGUGAAGGCGGACCGAUGAUCUUUUACUGUUUAGGCUAAAAAAUGCGUUGGUUGUCGUGAAGCCAAACUUCUCUCAGGAGCUUCAGUGAAUAUACCUGAAAACUAUGAACGUAUAUACAAUCUGAAUCAUGUACAGCUGGCUUUUCUGUUCGUUAUUUCGUUUAUGGAUAAUCCGAUGCUGGUGUUGAGACCAAUUAUGAUCGAUUUUAUGGUUUUGUAACCUCUGUUUCGUUUUGUUCUGUUUCCUGCUGCGGAUACUUCUUGGUUGUGCACAGAACCCAGAAAGCGGUCACGAGACAACACUCGGUGGGGAGGUGCUUUGGAUGGGCACAUAGACCUAUGUAUCCUGCAUCCCUACACAUCAUUGGACUCGCAGCACGACUAUUUCGUGUUUGUGCAUAUCUGUUUGUGCUGUAACAAAGGCUUAGGAAGUCCUAAAAUGUGCCACUAUGAUGUUUUUUGGCAUUCUUGAAGCAAAGCUAUCCAUUAUCGUUGUGUUUCAGUGUUGUUCUGAAGCAUAGUGCUUAAAAACGUCUAUACAGUACAUGCACCGUCAUCGAAUGCAACAGCAAUAGGGGGUAAUGGUCUACCCUUUGAGGAAAUGUUGCGGCACUAGCUAGUGGAUGUCCUCUCAAGUGCCUUUUUGUGUUUGUGCUAGUUUUGACUGUAUUCUCACUGAUUAGAAUAAUGUUCUUUUUUUAUCAUAGGCCCUUGUCAAUAACUGUGUACUAGAGUGGUCAUUUUUUUCCGAUGACCUCCAUCAGGCAAGGGCUCUGGAUAAACCAUCAACUUGGCUAAAAAGCUUUUCUUUUUGAAUAUCAAUUCUUUUCAUUAUUUUUUUUUUAAGUCAAAACCACAAGGUUAUUGUACAAGAAAGCUGCAAUAUUAAAUUUGUGUUCUUCUCUAUAGAAUGUAUUUAACAAUUUGUACUCACCUCUGAGUAGACAAUGUAAAAGCUUUUAGCCUUGACUCAGAGGCAAGAAGCAGCUCUGUUGCUGAAAACCAUCUUUUUUUGUUUAGAACGAACAAGGGAAAGUUCUGACAUUUACCCUACAAAGUUUAACUUUCUGUCAAGGGGUCAGAAGCUUUGGUAUCAUUUUUCCAAAAAGUCAAGUGCUUAUAUAAUACCCAUGGUGAAGAACAGUAAUGUGUUGUAUCUCAAUGCCGUUGGACCAAUAGAGGUUGGUGUCUACCUUGUAGAUACGUGACAUCAUUGUUUUUGUACCACACUAUGAAAUAACUCUUAGACCAAAUAUACUAAGUUUAGUCAACCUUUUGAAUUGUAAAGGUUAUGGACACAUUUGGGGACAAUUUUUUCAUGAUUGCCUUCUAUUUUGGGUUAAAAAUAAUUUCUUCAACUGGUCUUUAUAAAAAAAAAAAAAACUUUCUACAGUUUGUCUCUCCCUUCUACAGUCUUCAUUUUCAGUGCAUCUGCAGACUGUCUCUUUUGUGUCUCAAUCAAUCCAUCGGAGAGCUUCUCUGCCGAUUCAACCUGUAGCUCUUAUCUCUAAUUUCCUAACAGCUCAUAAAUGCUCAUUUACGCAAAAUUAGGAUCAAACUGAUAGGACUUUAGCUGAAAUGAGUGUUUAUGAGCUGUCAGGGAACUAGAAAUAAGGACUACCGGAUCAAGCCAUCAGAGCAGCUCUGUGAUGGAUCCACUGAGAAGCACCAGUCUGCAGAUGCAGUUUUGAAGAGUGUAGAAGACAAAUUGAUUACUUUUUUUUAAUAACGACCAAUUGGGAAAAUGCCUUUUAGCUCAAAAUAAGUAGAAUGCAAUAAUAAAAUAAAUUUCCCCAAAGGUGUCCAUAGCUUUUAAGUCUUUGAUUUUACUUGGGGUUGAGGAAAGUAGCGCAAUACAAAAUAUUCCAUGGGGGGGCCAAGGGUUUGACAUAGAUCCUAAUUCAUUUCCUAUGAAGUCCUACUGAUUAUGGAUUGUCUCAGUAGGGCACUCACAUUAUCAAUAUGGACCUAUGUAACUUAGACCUCAUAAUGUACGUUUUGGAGUACAUUAUGGGUUCAUAUUUGAAGUAAAAUUGUCAUGAGAUCAUAUGAUAUUAGAAACUAAUUGACCAUAUACUUAGGUGAAUUUAACAUUUUGUUUCUAUUGGUACCAUAGUCAUUACUUUGUGCCGUUGCCACUUGUUCUCACAACUUUCUACACAGCUUCCAUGUUCUCCCGGUACCUGUUGGUAUGCAUCACGUUUAUAGAAUUUUGUUGGGUUUUUAACUUCAAAUUACUCACAGCUAGUAGCAUUGUAAUUUAUUAUUUAUUAUCACUUUAUAACCUUAGACUAUUAGAUGUUCCCUCUGCUCUAAAAUCUGCCCUGGUCUCGUGUGCUCCUGGAGAGCAGAAAACUGGGACAGCAAAUGGAUUUGUGAAUUAUGACCACAAUAUGAACCUACAGGAAAAGCUUUCCUGGCCACUCUUAUGGUGAUCAAUAAAUACAGGACUGGGUGUCUUGCGUGCUAGUGAUUUCAAAACAGGAUUAACUGUUAUAAUAAAAUCACAGCCAAAAUGAUGUCAUAAAAUUGGGGAGAAAUGGCCUUGUGCUCUGUCAUAUAUGGUACUGGGCUGAUAACAUCCCUACAGCAUCACAAAGAAGAGACAGUAAUAAAUGUUAAAUGCUACAAACUCCAAAGUGAUUGUUAUAGGUUGGUCACACCGCAAAAAUACUAAGGGCAAAAGAGACAGGCAGAUGUCUAAUGACAGUGGAGGUCUAUGGGACACUUCACCCAUCCUUGCAUACUCUGCCAGCAAUGAAUACCACUCUUCUCAUUCAUUGUAAAGGGUUUACUAAGCAUUUUAGAACCCCCCUGUACAAUAUUGUGAACUUUCAGUCACUCAUUCUGUCCCAUUUUGGGUCCCAAUUGUCCUAUCUGGCUAUAUUAUGGAAUAGUCAAGAAUGAGAAGGUCCCAGUUUCCAGUGGAGAGAUGAUCAUACAUGCUAGUUCCUCUCCAUUGCAAUGAAGGUGAGUUACUGAGAGAGUAUCAAGAUCUGAGGAGAUCCCAAGUCAUUGACCUCCUCUCAUGUGAUUAACCUCCACUGAAGUGAUUGACCUUCUCUCAUAACGACUGUUAGUACUCACCAAUGUGACAUUCAAACUUUAGCUAGUCCUAUGUUAUAUGACUAACCUUAAAGGGAAUCUGUCACCACAUACCUCGGAAUAAAACCAUCAGCCUGUGGAGAUGUGCAUUUGAAAGUAGAUUCUAAUGCUCUUUUCCCAUCUUGAUAUGAGCCCCAAAUUGGGAGAAAUAAGCUUUUUAAUUUUAUACUAAUUAGCCCCUCAGUACAACGAGGGUGUUGCUGUUGCACCUGAGACUCUGCACAUUUUCUUUCCAGGCCACACCCCCACAUAUUUGGUUAUCGCCAGACAGAUGUGCAGACAGAUUCCAUCAGUCCGGCGAUCUCAAGUCAUGUACUGCAGAUGCGCCAAACACACUGCCGUGAGACUUGAAGGCCAGACAUGAGAAUUUCUACACUGUCUGGCCGUGUCAGACAAAGUGGUGGGGCACGGCCUGGAAGACAAUGAGCAAAGCCUCGGGUGCAACAAGGUGCAACGUUGCACCUUGCUUAAAACUAAAAAGCUUAUUUCUCCAAAUUGGGGACUCUAAUGAAAAAGUCAAAAAGUAAUGGUCUACACUACAAGCGCUUAUGAAAACAUUUCU
Messenger RNA from Bufo bufo (common toad), 7086 nucleotides. It is a transcript of the gene NRP1, whose product is annotated as neuropilin 1. Lineage: Eukaryota; Metazoa; Chordata; Amphibia; Anura; Bufonidae. The record is from RefSeq and is a predicted model, not a curated record. Gene Ontology annotation, biological process: angiogenesis; vascular endothelial growth factor signaling pathway; axon guidance. Bases 591 to 3368 code for a protein of 925 amino acids. Gene Ontology annotation, molecular function: vascular endothelial growth factor receptor activity; semaphorin receptor activity. Gene Ontology annotation, cellular component: membrane. The transcript has 18 exons.